Molecule: messenger RNA, 1983 nt
Organism: Mercurialis annua (annual mercury)
Lineage: Eukaryota; Viridiplantae; Streptophyta; Magnoliopsida; Malpighiales; Euphorbiaceae
Product: citrate synthase, glyoxysomal
Exons: 13
Coding region: 142-1674 (510 amino acids)
Biological process (GO): tricarboxylic acid cycle; carbohydrate metabolic process
Cellular component (GO): mitochondrial matrix
Source: RefSeq, a predicted model, not a curated record
UAUUUUGACUGAAGAAAAAGCCUAUUUUUCUCUCUCUCUCUCUCGUUCUUCUCCCAAAAUAUAAAUUUCUUUCUAUAUUAACAAACUAACAGAGCCUUCAUAAACACUUACACAUUCAAUCAAAUCAAAGAUUCAACAAACAUGUCAAACUCAUCAUCAUCCUCAGCUCGAGCCCGGUUAGCGGUGCUCGCCGCUCAUCUUGCGGCGGCGACGACUCUCGACUCCUCCUCUUUCAUAGACACAAACUGCGUGUCCGCACCUUACGUCUCGCCACCUGGCAAUCUCCAGGGUUCAUUAACCGUCAUCGACGAAAGGACCGGUAAAAAGUACCAAAUUCCCAUCUCGAAAAACGGCACCGCCAAGUCCGCCGAUUUCAAGAAGAUAAGCACUGGAAAGAAUGAAGAUAAAGGAUUGAAAUUGUAUGAUCCAGGGUAUUUAAAUACUGCACCUGUGAUUUCUUCAAUAUCGUAUAUUGAUGGAGAUGAGGGUAUUCUUAGAUACAGAGGAUAUCCUAUUGAAGAAUUAGCUGAGAGCAGCACUUUCUUGGAAGUUGCCUAUCUUAUAAUGUAUGGGAAUUUGCCAUCUUCUAAUCAGCUGGCAGACUGGGAAUUCGCUGUUUCUCAGCAUUCCGCUGUACCACAGGGCGUUUUGGAUAUUAUACAAGCAAUGCCUCACGAUGCACACCCAAUGGGUGUGCUAGUCAGUGCGAUGAGUGCUCUUUCCAUCUUUCAUCCUGAUGCUAAUCCAGCUCUUAGAGGGCAAGAUCUUUAUAAGUCCAAGCAAGUCAGAGACAAACAAAUUGCACGUAUUCUUGGAAAGGCACCAACCAUUGCAGCAGCUGCUUAUUUGAGAUUGGCUGGAAGGCCACCAGUUCUCCCUUCUAGCAACCUUUCUUAUUCUGAGAACUUUUUAUACAUGCUAGAUUCAUUAGGCGAUCGAUCUUACAAACCUAAUCCUCGACUUGCUCGAGUGCUGGAUAUACUUUUCAUACUGCACGCAGAACAUGAAAUGAAUUGCUCCACUGCUGCUGCCCGACAUCUUGCGUCAAGUGGUGUUGAUGUAUACACAGCCCUUGCUGGGGCUGUUGGAGCAUUGUAUGGUCCUUUGCAUGGUGGAGCAAAUGAGGCUGUGCUUAAGAUGUUGAAUGAGAUUGGAUCUGUUGAUAACAUUCCAGAUUUCAUCGAGGGUGUGAAAAACAGGAAGCGAAAGAUGUCAGGUUUUGGACAUCGGGUGUACAAAAACUAUGAUCCCAGAGCAAAAGUCAUUAAGAAACUAGCCGAAGAAGUAUUUUCUAUUGUUGGCCGAGAUCCUCUGAUUGAGGUAGCAAUUGCUUUGGAAAAGGCUGCCUUGUCUGACGAGUAUUUUGUUAAGAGAAAGUUAUAUCCAAAUGUUGAUUUCUACUCUGGACUAAUAUACAGAGCAAUGGGAUUUCCAACAGAGUUCUUCCCAGUUUUAUUUGCAAUUCCUCGAAUGGCUGGGUACCUAGCACACUGGCGAGAGUCACUUGAUGAUCCUGACACAAAGAUAAUGAGGCCACAACAGGUCUACACUGGGGAAUGGCUUCGUCGUUAUAUGCCACUCAAAGAACGCAUGCAAACAAGCGAUGUAGAUAAGCUCGGCCAGGUUUCCGUAUCAAAUGCUUCCAAACGACGACUUGCUGGAUCUGGGAUUUAGACUUCCAUUUGAUUUAUUCAAAAUUUUAAUUUAUGAAAAGGGCAGAAAAAAAGAAAUAAAUGCUGUGGAAAUUUGGAAAAGGAAUAAAAUGUAGGUGUGCUCCGGGUGGUUUUGCCUUCUAUAGGCAAAUUUUAGUAUCUGUUAGAGCAAACUAUCCAAGCUUUGCUCUUUAUUGUAUUCAAAAACAAUAAAUUCAUAGUUAGUAUCAUCAUAAUGGUUGUAGUUCCAAGCAUGCAAUAUAAUAAAUUUAACUGCUAGAUCUUGUGGAAAUUUGUUUUAGAUUUAUAUUAGUCAUGAUGAUUGUGUGUU